GCAUUCCCUUUGUACCAGGGGUUGUGAGCUCGACGCAGACUGCACUAUCAAUCACCGGCAGCUCGCUCCUGUUCUUUGGAAAAGUAGCGAGAUGAAGAUAUAAUGAAGGAGAGCCAGAACACGGCGAAUUGAGAGUCAAAUGAUGGUUUGGAGAAGAGACCUUGGGAUGGAUGCCUUUUUUUGAUGUGCCCAUUUCGCUGUCGACGACACUGGCUUGCAUGGGUUCGCUAGUGUUGACAACCGGCCUUCGCAAAUGAGAGAUGGCAGGGAUGCAGGGCGGAAUGUUCAGCCACAUAUUUUGCGACGGCGCGGGAAUGAAGACUCAAAGCUUAUCGAGUGGGAAUUGGAUGUUGUUGACUGCCAGAGGGCGCGUUAGCGUAGUUCGCCGACGGCUCCGUAUAGGCGAAAGCUUGCUUGUAUCCACCCCCAGGUGCGACAGUAGUAGCCGAACUAAUUUCGCAAAGCGAGAACAAUUGAGUUUACAUGCCCGCCGUGGCUGGGCGAUCUGUCACUGGAAUGCACAUCGCAUACCAAACAGGAAAACCAGACAUGUCGCCAAACCAGCACAGCUCCACCAAGGCCGAGGCGCGGACCUUCUGGUCAAUCGGUUGGUAGACGCUUGGAAUAUCUUUAUCGCAAUCUUGGAAGCUGGACAUGGCUGUCUGAACAGUGGGUUAUCCAGUUAUUUCGGGAUGUCGGUAAGGAGAGGUGGCCGAAAUCAGCAUGAGCUAAAGAAUGAAGACCGAUCGAACUAUCUGCGAUGGGACAGACAUAAGCUGCCGCGUCUCCUCCUCGCCGAUUUCGUUUUGGGGCGGAAGCCGAGUGGAUCGUCGUUGACAGAGAAGUCGUCGCAUCUCCUUUCUAUCUGUUGUUUAUUAUAUCGACGGCCGGCGGGCUAGAAUCCUACCCGAUACGUUAAACAUAAUGCUUUCCGCCUUUUGGCUUUUGGCCGCCAUCGGGCUGGCCUCUACCAGCGAAACACCAGCUUCUGAUGCUGUGACCAGCCUUGAUCCAGGGUUGUUCUCAGGCGGAUGUACGCCAGAGAAGAUGAGCAUUCGAAAGGAGUGGCGGAAUAUGACCAAGGUUGAACAAAUAAGCUAUCUCAAGGGAGUCAAUUGUUUGAUGGAUCUUCCUGCGCAAACGGGGCUAGAGGCCACCACGA
Molecule: messenger RNA, 1162 nt
Organism: Aspergillus neoniger CBS 115656
Lineage: Eukaryota; Fungi; Ascomycota; Eurotiomycetes; Eurotiales; Aspergillaceae
Exons: 1
Coding region: 261-899 (212 amino acids)
Source: RefSeq, a predicted model, not a curated record